GACCCACAAAAGAUUUUUUUCUAUCAAAGUGUGUUUUCUAAGAUCCAUUUAUUUACUUCUUAGAUUCCAUCCAAUACUGUGUGCGCAAAUAUUCAAAUAUAUUAUAUACAUGAGGUGUGAGAUUUUGUAAUGGUGAAAUGAAUCAGCAACAAAAAAAUGGCAGAGGAGGAGGAAGUCAUAGAGAAGCUUGAAGAGUACACCAAGAACGCAAGGCAUCACCAACUUGAGACUCUACGUUCAAUCCUUCAACAUAAUGCAAAAGUGCUCUAUCUCAAACCAUUUCUCUCUAAUCUUCAUCAUGAUCUUGAUGCUGAUACUUUCAGAAGUUUAGUUCCUCUGUCUUCCUUUGAAGAUUAUGCUGACUACAUCAACCAUAUGGCAGAACAUGGAACACAACAUGAUUCUCCUCUUCUCUCUGUUGAUCCUCUUCUUGGCUUCUUUUACAGCUCUGGAACUGCCACCAUGAAACCAAAAUUGAUUCCUUAUUUUGAUUCAAGUCUUUGCAAUGAUGCCACCUUUCUAGCUAUCCAAUGGACCUUUCUUAUUCGUAAGAGGUUCUUUCCUACAAGGCCUUCAAUCAACAAGAUCCUUUGGUUCCACCAUGUUGGCAACAUCACUACCGCGAAAUGCGGCUUGAACGUUAUGCCUGUUUCGCAAUACAUUUUGCAAUGUGGCAAGGUUACUCCUCAAGAGAUUCCUAUGGUUUAUGCUAGUCCUUCAGAAGUCUUUGUUGGAUCUCAUGCUGACCAACAAACCUAUUGCCACCUUCUAUGUGGCCUGAGGAAUCUUGACCUUAUAGAUGGAAUUGCAGCACCUUAUUCCUUAGGAUUGGUCAAAGCAUUUACCCUUCUUGAGUCCAAGUGGGAACAACUAUGUCAUGAUCUUGAACGUGGUUUCCCAAGUCAUGAAAUCUCAGAUGUUGCAAUGAGGGAAGCUGUAACAGAAACACUUGGAGGGCCUCAACCUGAAUUGUCAAACAGAAUAAGGCAAAUUUGUGAAGAUAAUGGCAAUGAUUGGAGUGGAAUUGCACAUAGAUUGUGGCGAAAUGUUCGAUUUAUAAAGUGUGUUAGCACUGGAAUCAUGAAGCAAUAUUAUCCAAAGGUAAAGUAUUAUGCAGGAGAAGUACCUGUUAUAGGAGGAGAUUACUUUGCUUCUGAGUGUAGUGUUGGUUUGAACUUAGACAUAAUGCAACCCCCUGAGACUACAAGAUAUGUGUUGUUUCCAAAUACUACUUACUUUGAGUUUCUUCCAUUUAACAUGAAUGAUGAAGGCAAUAACAAUGUUGCUGACGAAAUGUUUGAUCUUAGCAGUGUAGAGGUUGGGAAGAUGUAUGAAAUGGUUGUUACUACUUAUGGCGGAUUCUAUCGCUAUCGUUUAGGUGAUGUAGUGCGAAUUCUUGGCUUCUAUAAUUCUUCUCCAGAAGUGGAGUUUGUGAUGAGAGCACCUAAAGCUGCUUCUGAGAUUCUAACUGAGAGAGACUUGAUUUCAGCAAUUGAUAACUUUCAACUUUCACUAAGAGGCGCCAUGAUGAGAACACAGAUAGUUGAGUUUGCAAGUUUCUUAGACCAAGAAUCAAGGCCGAAGCAGUUGAAGGUGUUCGUAGAAGUUCAAGAGGAAUCUGAUUUCAUGGAGGAUAAACAAGAGGAAUCAAUUAGGACAAUGAGAAGUUGUAUUACCUCACUUGAAGGUAGCUUGGGAGCCUUGUACAAAGUGGAGAAGGUUAAAGGUCAACUUGGGAACUUAAUGGUAUUCAUCCUAAGGCCUGGAGCAUUUGAUAAGUUAUAUGAAGUAGCCAUUAGAAAUGGAACACCAGCUAGUCAAUAUAAACCACCCAAGAUUCUAAGGAAUCAUGAAAUUGUUAGCGUCUUAGAAAAGUAUAGUUUGUGUGAUAUUAGAUGAUUGUAAAUGAAACGAUAUUAUUUGAUUGUUUAAAAUUAUUAGGCCUUGAUGGGGAUAGUUGACACUGAAUAA
This is a messenger RNA of Arachis stenosperma, 1971 nucleotides long. RefSeq names its product probable indole-3-acetic acid-amido synthetase GH3.6. Gene Ontology annotation, molecular function: acid-amino acid ligase activity. Lineage: Eukaryota; Viridiplantae; Streptophyta; Magnoliopsida; Fabales; Fabaceae. Bases 157 to 1899 code for a protein of 580 amino acids. The transcript has 4 exons. The record is from RefSeq and is a predicted model, not a curated record. Gene Ontology annotation, cellular component: cytoplasm.